CCGGAAGUGCUUCUUCCCUGCCUGACCUCCGCAGUAACGCUGACGGGGCUGUAAGAAGCCGGAGCUCCGCUCAGCGCUCUGGGUUAACUUGUGAUUCACACGGAACUUUUUCCCUCUCUGCGGCCGGACAGACGCGACUCUGACACCAUGAGCACCAUGUUCGCAGACACCAUUUUGAUCGUCUAUUCCAUCUGUACGGCGCUGUUAGCCGAAGGGAUUACCUGGGUCUUAGUGUAUCGGACUGAAAAGUACAAGAGGCUGAAGGCUGAAGUGGAAAAGCAAAGCAAAAACGUAAUUGAGAAGAAAAAGGAAACCAUAACUGAAUCUGCUGGACGUCAGCAGAAGAAGAAGAUCGAGAGGCAAGAGGAGAAGCUGAAGAACAACAACAGAGACCUGUCCAUGGUGCGCAUGAAAUCCAUGUUUGCUAUUGGUUUCUGCUUCACAGCUCUGAUGGGCAUGUUCAACUCCAUCUUUGAUGGAAGAGUCGUGGCGAAACUGCCUUUUGUGCCGCUGUCAUACAUCCAGGGACGGUCACACCGCAACCUGCUGGGCGAGGAUUACACCGACUGCUCCUUUAUUUUCCUCUACAUCCUCUGCACCAUGUCCAUCAGACAGAACAUCCAGAAGAUGCUCGGCCUUGCACCCUCCAGAGCUGCAACCAAACAGGCCGGAGGCUUCCUGGGACCUCCUCCGCAAGCCGCUAAGUUUUCCUAAUCGGCAGCCCGGCUGUUCCUGCGCUGCUGCCUGCGGUCACAGCGCCCCCAUCAGAGCGCCGACGGAACUGCUCCCGCUGGAGUCAAGUCUUACCUGUUGCAGCUACUGUACCACUACUUCCUGUUUGAUUUCCCAUUUAUUUUGUUGUUUAUUUAACAUGAAAGCUGUUUGAGUUAGAAAUUAGAGGGAAAUUCUAGUUUAUUCUGUUGAUUACCAAAGGUUACAAAUGUCUGCUGUUCAUUCAGCACAAUUCAUGGAGUAUUUGGAGAUUUUAAUUAAGGACUGACACAGGAACAUCUGAUCCAGCUUCAGUAUUAUUGUACAUCAUUGUCUAUGUCCUUGUGUCUUACAUAUUAAUAAAGUUUUAUGAUUAUAUUCA
Messenger RNA from Archocentrus centrarchus (flier cichlid), 1093 nucleotides. RefSeq names its product transmembrane and coiled-coil domains 1 (gene tmco1). NCBI's taxonomy places the organism in Eukaryota, Metazoa, Chordata, Actinopteri, Cichliformes, Cichlidae. Gene Ontology annotation, molecular function: calcium channel activity. The record is from RefSeq and is a predicted model, not a curated record. Gene Ontology annotation, biological process: endoplasmic reticulum calcium ion homeostasis. Gene Ontology annotation, cellular component: cytoplasm; endoplasmic reticulum; endoplasmic reticulum membrane.